AUGGGCCGCAAUAAAAGGCCCGUCUCUCACCCGACGGAGACAGGACCCCAGCAGUCACAGCAAACUGGUACGCUGGACGGGUACCUAAGAACGCCGACUAGACAGCCACGCGCUGUAACAGGAUCCAAGAUGGCCGACGACCGAGCUCCAGCACAGGUACCUGACGCACAGGAACCAUCCUUAGCAGAUAUCAGGGCAGAUAUUAGGGCCCUCAUAGAAGCCAUGGUCACAAAAUCUGACCUUCAAGCCCUAUCAGCAAACCUACAUGAAGUUAUAAGAUCAGAGGUAGCCACACUGCAGAGGGACCUCACAGCCCAAGAUGGCCACAUACAGACCCUGGAAGGCGCACAGCAAACAGCUGCGACCAGUAUAGAGGCCACAAAUGCAGCAGUAGCUAGACAGGGGGCAAUGCUACUGCAAAUAAGAAGACAAACAGAAGACCUGGACAAUAGGGGGUGCAGAUCCAACAUAAGGAUCCGCAACAUACCUGAAGCCCCUGGGGAAGAAGAUGUUGGUGCCAUGCUGACAGACCUGUUCAGGUAAAUCCUGGGCCCAGACGCCCCGCAGCACCUCGUCUUCGACAGAGCACACAAGGCUCUGAGACCCCGCACUACAGAAAACCCACCAAGGGACAUUAUAUGCGGUCUACAUGAAUGCACUGAAGUAACAGACUGGGUCCUGGGCCCACUAGAGCAGAGAAACCACCAAAUGGCCCCUAGAGCACCCAGACGCCACAGAGAAGAUUCGCCUCAAGGACGCCAAGCGCGCAGAUACCAACAGCCAGCACAACAACAAGCACACCCCGAAGUGGAAUAG
Messenger RNA from Pelobates cultripes (western spadefoot toad), 816 nucleotides. NCBI's taxonomy places the organism in Eukaryota, Metazoa, Chordata, Amphibia, Anura, Pelobatidae. The record is from the annotation of a GenBank genome assembly.